UGAUACGAUGAUGAUUUAAAAAAAUUAACGUUCACGUUCAUCAUAUAUGAAAACUGAUUCGUUCAGUUCAUCGUUCACGAUGCGGGACAGUUAGGAUAGACGUAUGACAUUUUAUCGCGGGCCGGAUAUAAUUGUACCACGGGCCGGAAGUGGCCCUCGGGCCUUGAGGUGGACAUGUUGUAAAGUUUAAGACAUGUUUUAUCAUGUUUUAAGUUUUAUCUCUGAUGCCCCCUGAACAAAGACAGUCUUCGUUCAGGGGGACAUCAAAGGCAGUUUCUGUUGCCACCGGAAGUGCCUCCACUGCUACGAUUUGAGCUAGCCCUUACUGUGUGAGAUUAGCUUAGCAUGUUUAGUUGGUGAAUUAACGUGAAUUAAGGAAAGUUUAUGCAGCAAUGAAACAGUUCCACUUAGACGAGGAUGACCUGGAGCAGCCGACUGUCUACCAGAAACAACUGAGAAUGCAACAGGAGGGACGGUCCGGUGCCUUUCAGGAUUUAGUCUGAAUGCUUCACAAUCAAUCAGACUAUAUUCGGCUCCUAGAGGCUGAGGUCAGACUCUGCAAGGUGGUGCAGCAGCGUGAGCUGCUGUUAAGGAGUCUAGCUCGACGGGGGCUACAGCUGGAAGGAGAAGUGAACAUCCUGAAGCAGAGUCUGGCUCAGGCCAAAGAGGAAGGCACUCAGAAAGAGGAGCUGGCACAGACACGUGUUGCAGAGUUAGAAGAGCAGCUGGGCAGAGCUCAAAGAGACAAGAGCUCGCUGACCAAUCAGCUGCAAACUGCUCGUCGCCACAUUAUUGACCAGGACAAAGACAAUGCCACGCGUGUUGCAGAGUUGGAAGGGCAGCUGGGCAGAGCUCAAAGAGACAACAGCUCGCUGACCAAUCAGCUGGAAAAUGCUUGUCCCCAUAUUAUUGACCAGGACAAAGACAAUGCCACGCGUGUUGCAGAGUUAGAAGAGCAGCUGGGCAGAGCUCAAAGAGACAAGAGCUCGCUGACCAAUCAGCUGCAAACUGCUCGUCGCCACAUUAUUGACCAGGACAAAGACAAUGCCACGAUGUCUGUGGACCUGCAAUACCGAUAUAACCAGGCCAAGUGGAAAGAGCAGGUAGAGAGAGAGCUCAGCAACCUCAAGAUCAGGAACACCAGACAGCUGGAAAACUCUGCAAAGGAAGUGGAAGGGCUGAGCUCAGAGCUGGCUGGCUGUCGGAUACAUCUGGGGGUGGUCCAAAAGGAAGGGAGCCAAUGGCAGGACAAAGCCCUGAGCCUAACAGAACAGCUGGCAGAUGCCCAGCGCCAACUGAACCUCACCAGGCAUGAAGUUAAGAGUGCUGAACGCUCUCACAAGGAGAUAAUGGAGUCUACGACCCUCUCGGCACAGGAAAGGCACCGAGACAUGACUGCGUUACUGGAGGCUCAAUACAAGCAGAGAGUUGGAGAGCAGGACGGUCUGUUGAGUUCCCAGAGUUCCAUGAUCAAGAAGAUGGGGGGUGAGUGCAACAGACUUGUGGCACAACUGGAAGAGAUGGCAGAAAAACACAGGCGUAAAGAGAAACAAACGGCCGUGGAGAAAAAGGACCUCGAGGAGACCAUAACAAGUCUAGAAGCUCGCUGCUGCAACUUGGAGGAACAGAGCGGGUUAUGAAGGGCAGGAGCUCUUUAAAGACAUCCCUGCACUGACAUCAAAUCAAUGUUUUCAUAUUAUAUUAUUUAUUGUUUGACGGAUCAAACUGUUAUUUAUUGUUCUGACUGAGGCUGAUGUGCAGGGAGGCGUGAACAUCCUGUUUCUAUGAGCUUUUGUGUUCACUUCAUAUCAAUCAAUCAGUUUAAUUGUUUACAUGGUUGAAAAAUAAUUUGUCAGUUUAUUUACAUUUGGCAAAUGACUGUUACUGUGUGUUUAUUUUCUCAGGACAAAUCUAACAUUUACUUUUUCAUGCAGGUUUUUCUAAAAAAAGUUUCCCUGAUCUCAGUUCUAUUUUCAUUUGAGCUGAGCUGAAAGUUCAGGAGGUCACAAAUCGUAUUUUUAGCCACGAAGCAAACAGUCGACACCACGGCUGCAGAUUGACAUAGUGCUUUAUUGAAGCUGUCUGUAAGAAGGAAAAUAAUGUGCAUCCCUAUCAUAUACAUUUUAUGUGUAAAAAUACUAAGGAUGUACAGUGUAAAAAAAACAGCUUCAUGUUGAUGGUAAUUUGUUGUGUUCACAUCCCGGCGGCCUCAGCGGCCAGCAGCACUGCGUCCUCACAGCAUGAGGGACAGAGAAAGGCUGUUUGAUCUGCUUUUCUGUGAACCCUUCCCGAUCUGCAGAGCUUCCCCGACGCUGACUCGAGAGUCGACGUGGUCUGUGCUCCGGAGCGGACUCCAGCGCCUCGGGGGAAACUCCGCCCGGCUCUGUGAACAGCUGGAGGCUGUCCACAAACGUCCCGCACGACUGUAAAGCUACAGUAGAUGGACAUGGACAUGAGAGGAAAACUGUUACACCUUUAUUUCUAAUAUUUGUACGUUUGCUGUUUUUUUUUUGUUUGCUGUUUACAAAUAAAUGCAUCCCAUGCUU
Molecule: messenger RNA, 2546 nt
Organism: Hippoglossus stenolepis (Pacific halibut)
Lineage: Eukaryota; Metazoa; Chordata; Actinopteri; Pleuronectiformes; Pleuronectidae
Gene: sdccag8
Product: SHH signaling and ciliogenesis regulator sdccag8
Exons: 13
Coding region: 504-1640 (378 amino acids)
Biological process (GO): establishment of cell polarity; neuron migration; tube formation
Cellular component (GO): centrosome; centriole
Source: RefSeq, a predicted model, not a curated record